This is a messenger RNA of Mycena citricolor, 929 nucleotides long. Lineage: Eukaryota; Fungi; Basidiomycota; Agaricomycetes; Agaricales; Mycenaceae. The record is from the annotation of a GenBank genome assembly.
UCUGCGGCAACCUCCCACCACCGCCGCCGCGUCUUUACCGUCUACCACGAUGGGUGACCUCGUCGACUCGAUGCUAGACCUCAUGCGUCGCCUCCCCCCCAAACGGACCGAGGAGAACGUCGCUGCUCUGAUUGCGAUAUGUCCUGACUACGCCGACGAUCUGCUGGGGAGCGUGGACCAGCCCCUGAAGCUGCGCACGGAUCGCGCGACUGGGAAGGAGUACCUCGCGUGUGACUACAAUCGAGAUGGGGAGAGCUAUAGGUCACCGUGGUCGAAUGAGUACGAUCCACCUCUGGAUGAUGGCACAGUUCCUACCCCGAAACUGCGCAAGUUGGAGAUUGCCGCGAACGAAGCAUUCGACACGUAUCGCGAACUGUACUACGAAGGCGGCGCCUCCUCCGUGUAUCUAUGGGAUCUGGACGACGGCGGUUUCGCCGGAGUGGUGCUGCUGAAGAAAACGAUGACGCCGACCGCAGCACACGAACCUUCCGGUUCCUGGGACUCGAUUCACGUGUUCGAAACCGCCGAGCGCGGUCGACAGGCACACUACAAGCUGACGUCGACAAUAAUGCUGCACCUUGUGACGCGCAAGGGAUCCGACGCCGAGGGUCAGGAGAAGGCCGGAAUGAAGGGCGCCGCUUCGACGUCAGAGCACCAGGGCGAAGUCGAUCUCAGUGGGAGCAUGACCCGGCAGACCGAACAGGACUGGCCGAUCCAAGAUUCCACCUCGCACAUCACGAACACGGGGCGGAUGAUCGAAGACAUGGAGAUCAAGAUGCGCAAUCUGCUCCAGGAGGUGUAUUUCGGUAAAACGAGAGAUAUCGUGUACGACUUGCGGAGCGUCGAUGACUUGGAGCAGGCCCGUCGGCAGAAAGAGCUGCAGAAGGAACUGGUGGGCUUCAUCAAACGGUAAUUUACUGUAUUUGUUU